Microstroma glucosiphilum is the source of this 2247-nucleotide messenger RNA. RefSeq lists its product as hypothetical. The coding region runs from base 66 to 2132 and encodes 688 amino acids. The transcript has 3 exons. NCBI's taxonomy places the organism in Eukaryota, Fungi, Basidiomycota, Exobasidiomycetes, Microstromatales, Microstromataceae. Gene Ontology annotation, molecular function: L-ornithine transmembrane transporter activity. The record is from RefSeq and is a predicted model, not a curated record. Gene Ontology annotation, biological process: mitochondrial L-ornithine transmembrane transport.
CUUCUUCUUUUCCCCCUUUUGCGGCAGUACAUUCUUCCUUUCCUCUUCGUCAAGCAUGCUGCGGAAUGGCAACAGUGACCACCUCUGCUGACCAGAAGCAGAUUGCAGCACCCGAGGAUGCCUCCAAUACCUCGGACAAGAAGGCAAAGGAGACCAGCCGCAAGGAAUCACUGAGCGGAGCCGCCGCCCGAGCUGCCUUUGGGUCCCUCGCAUUCCUCUUCAGACUGCCGAUUAGGCUCUUCAGGCCGGUCAAAUUAUCGUCAUGGACCGUCCUCGAGAGCAUAGCAAAGCGCGAGAACAAGCAACUCUCAAUGAGGUAUGUCUGGACGCUCUUUCGGAGAGAGAACAAGGGCUUCAUUGUGCAUCUUCUUGGGCCUCCCAUUCUAGCAAAUACCCUCAUCGGCUUCUGUCUCUUCGAAGGGUACUCUUUCGCCGAGUCAAGGUUGCUGCGCCUCUAUCGUCCCAAUCAGGUGCAAGACAGUUCCCCAAAGAGAGGAGACAAGGAAAAAUGGACGCCUUUGUGGAUAGUAGCUUUCUCUGGUGGCUUCGCUGGCGCUGCCCAAUGCCUCAUAUCCGCGCCUCUUGACAAUGUCCGCCUCGUCUUGAGCUCGCAACAGCACAAAUCGAGGCAGAGACCUGGGAGCGCGAAGAAGCACUCUACGACGAUCUCAUGGCGAUCGAUUAUUCGAGCCGCUGUGCUUCCGUUCGCCCCUUCCACGAAUCAGCAUCGCAAGUUGGUCAAGGCUAUGAACACUGGCACCGCAGAGAAGUCCAGUCAACCAUUGGGACAGGAAGCCGGUUCGUCGCAAGCAAGAAGGUUCCUCAACACUGAGCAGCGCAAGAUGAUACAGAGAACCCUGAAAAAUGUCAGUGGUGGGGUUCAUGGGGCUGGACUGCUCAUGUCCUUAGCCAGAGACAGCGUGGGCUUCGCCUCGUUCUUCUUCAUCUUCGAGGUCUCGCGAAGAAUAGCUCACGGUACCUCCAUGGCAACUGACCAUGUCAUUGCUUGGUUUAAUGCGUCCAGCACGCUGCCUCCUGGGCGGUCCGGGCCAGACAUUGAUCAAGAUGGAAGUGGAACUUACAAGACUGCGGCCAUUGACGCAGACUUCAGCUAUAAUGCAAGUAGAACCAAGACAGGCAGAGUCAUCGCCGCCUUUGUUCUGAUCGUGGGUGGUGGUCUAGGAGCUCUCUGCUACGAGUUGGUAGGGAGACCUUUUGAGCUGAUGAGGGUAGUCAUCUGGACUGGACGACGCAAGUGGCAAGCAGAGACCAACAGGCAGAAGAGGACCACGGCCGGUGCACGAAGUCUGCGGCAUCUGAAGGCCAAUGGUCAUGUAGUAGCAGCUCAAGCGCCCAAUGUUGCAGCAAGUCGGCUGGAAAGCCUGGUCACGCUACGAGCGGCCAACUCAGCAGGAUCGAGACUGAGUAGGAUGCAAGCUCUGCUAGGUCAAAGUCAUCCUCCCCAUCCUCUUCGGCUCCUUACUGGCCAACGGAAGCCGAGGGUGGCAGCUGAAGGUGUAGCUGCCAAAGCGCCUUCGCAUGAGAGUACUAGAGAAACGCCGCAGUGGGCGAGGAAAGCGCCUCCUCGGGCUCCAGCUCGGCCGCCGAGCGCAAUCUCCUUGCUGAUCGAGCACGCCGAAAGGACUAGCACCCUUGCCUACACUUCCUCGUCUCAGAAGUUCAGGACGGCCGUUCCGAACUCGGUCCUACUGGUCCAUACGUACUUUAUCGCCCCAUACCUUGCCUCUCUCACCACAGAUGAUGGUCGAGUGAAACUGAAAGGUUUCAUGGCCAAGGAUAUCUCCUCGUCGCCUUCUCGUCGAGGUAGCGUCUCGAGUACAGCUCGCUCAGCAGCCUCCUUGCUGUCGAAAUGGACUAACAAGAACCCAGUGUCGACCUCUAUCAACAUCCCAUCGAAAGUGUUCAAGAGGCACGGUCGGGGCAUCUCGGCUGGCUCGCAUGCAGGGUUGAGCUACCUGCCGCCGAGGCCGCAGGGCGCUCCAGGCUCCAUUGCGACGAGCUCCUUGGCGCAGCGAUGGGGUUCUGGCAGAGUUGCUUGGGCGCUCAAACGAUUGGCAAGCCCAUAUGCAGUGGGAUUCUUUGCCUUUGCUAUCAUGAGCGGGGAGGUGUGAUCAGAGAAAAGAGCGGAACAGAAUUGGACACCUCUGGAAACAGCUUCUGCUUCUUUUCAAUUGUAAAUGUAAAUUUCAUCUCAUUGACCAUCAAUCUCACAAUUCUGAAGGCUCC